CAGAGCUGGGCGAUUUAGGACUCUUUAGGCUAUAAAUAUGAGUUUAAACCAACGAAUAUGGAAGAACACAUCUCAAUAAUGUUGGUAUUUGAUUUCUCCCAAUUACAAUGGCUGCCUUCCAUUCUUUUCCUCACAGUGCUUACACUGCUUCUUCUAAAGAAGGAGAAGAACGAGAGAAUGAAAGGUAUUAAGGUUCCUCCAGGCCCUCCAAAGCUCCCUUUCACUGGGAACUUGCAUCUUUUGGGGAACUUGCCUCAUUGUUCCCUUGAAAAAUUGUCCAAGAAAUACGGCUCCAUCAUGUUAUUGCAGCUAGGCAGCGUGCCUACGGUGAUUGUUUCGUCUGCUAAAACAGCUGAACAAGUCCUCAAAAUUCAUGACCUUUAUUGUUGCACCCGUCCAGCGUCCCCCGGGCCUAACAGGUUCUCCUACAAUGGUCUAGACGUGCUGUUUUCGCCAUACAGUGAUCAUUGGAAGGAGAUGCGUAAAGUUUUCAUUUCCGAGCUCUUGAGCAUGAAGAGGGUACAAUCUUUUGCAUACGCAAGGGAAGCUGAGGUUGAUAAAUUGAUCACUUCUUUAUCUCAGGCUUCCCCGGAACCGGUCAACCUCAACGAAAAGAUAUUUGCGCUCGCAGAUGGUAUCGUCGGUACGGUUGCUUUCGGUAAGAUAUACGGGCCGGACCAAUUCAAGGACAAAGUAUUCCACAAAGUUCUUGGUGAAGCUAUGAACAUGUUGGAUAGCUUCUCGGCGGAGGAUUUUUUCCCAAGGAUAGGAAGAAUUAUAGAUGCUUUGACAGGGCUCGGUGGUAGGCUUGAGAAGUGCUUUUACCAGUUUGAUGGUUACCUGCAAAUGGUGCUUGACCAACAUCUAGAUCAUGCAAGGCGGAAACCAGAGCAAGAGGAUCUUGUUGAUUUCUUGAUGAGAUUAAUGAAAGAUGAAAGCAACAGUUUCAGGGUAACAGAGAAUUGUGUGAAGGCCAUGCUCUUUGAUGCGUUUAUCUGCGGCAUAGUCACCACUUCUACAACGAUUUUAUGGGCAAUGUCAGAGCUGGUAAAGAACCCAAGAGUUAUGAACAAGGUGCAAGCUGAAAUAAGAAACUGCAUUGGGAAGAAAGCAAAAGUAGAAGGAAAAGAUGUUGCGAAAUUGAAAUACCUCAAAAUGGUUGUUAAAGAGACCUUCAGAUUACAUCCGCCAGUCCCUAUAUUACCUCCUCGAGAGGCUAUGCGGGAAUUUAAAGUGGGUGAGUUUGAUAUACUUCCUAAAACAAGAAUUUUGGUUAAUGUUUGGGCUAUUGGCAGAGACCCCAACGGUUGGGAAAACCCCAAUGAGUUUUAUCCCGAAAGAUUCGAGGGAAGUCGCAUCGACUUUAGAGGGUCGGAUUUCAAUUUGCUGCCGUUUGGAGCUGGUCGUCGGAGUUGCCCUGGAUUGGAUAUGGGAGCCACAAAUGUUGAGUUCUCCUUGGCUAACAUGCUCUACGGGUUUGAUUGGGAGGUGCCUAAUGACAUGAAGAGAGAAGACAUUAGUAUGGAAGAAGGUGGACUUGCUUGUCAAAAGAGGACACCCCUUUGUCUUGUGCCAAUUUCCAACAGCUCUUUAAAUAUUCCAUAAAAUUAUGAAAAAGGAAAGUAAUAUGGGAUUGGGAAACUAAUGUAUGGAUCAGUGUCUUAUUAAUUUGAAUAAAUGCAUCUGUUAUUUCUAAAAUAAA
Molecule: messenger RNA, 1702 nt
Organism: Gossypium arboreum
Lineage: Eukaryota; Viridiplantae; Streptophyta; Magnoliopsida; Malvales; Malvaceae
Product: 2-methylbutanal oxime monooxygenase-like
Exons: 2
Coding region: 58-1605 (515 amino acids)
Molecular function (GO): monooxygenase activity; oxidoreductase activity, acting on paired donors, with incorporation or reduction of molecular oxygen; iron ion binding
Source: RefSeq, a predicted model, not a curated record